AUGGCCAUGGCUGGCGAGGGGCCGGACUCGUCCUUUGUCUCGGACGAGACAGCAACCGCAGAGGCCAGCUCCGACCGCCGGUUGCCUGCAAGCCCUGACGCUCGCGAGAUGUCGGAAAUAAGAGUCCAACGCUCCAUCAGGGCAAGCACAGCUCUCCUGUUGGAGGAGAUCAAAGGUUUGAGCUCUGAGCUUCGUGGUUGUCGGCCCCUUCCGGAAGGUCGCUCCCGUCACGACCAACUCGUGAAGGCCCAGCAGCGUGCAAUAGACUCGAGCAGGGCCGCGCUCAGAGACACGCUGGAGGUGGUCGAGGUGAGCAGGCGGUUGGCAGAUUCGCAUCGGAGAACAUCCGCUGACAAGGAGAGACUCGAGCUCCUUUUACGCAAGGCUCAAGCGGAGGUUCGGAAGUGGAAAGCCGCCAAGUGUCAGGACUCGAAGAUCGCAGAGCUGACUGCCGAGAAGGAAGAGCUACAGCGCCUUCUGCACCAGGCCCAAGCGGAGGUUCGGAAGUGGAAAGCCGCCAAGUGUCAGGACUCGAAGAUCGCAGAGCUGACUGCCGAGAAGGAAGAGCUACAGCGCCUUCUGCACCAGGCCCAAGCGGAGGUUCGGAAUUGGAAAGCCGCCAAGUGUCAGGCUGAGAAGAACCUGCAGGAGCUUCUUGAAGGGCGAGGUCCGGACGUCUGA
This is a messenger RNA of Symbiodinium sp. CCMP2592, 681 nucleotides long. Lineage: Eukaryota; Dinophyceae; Suessiales; Symbiodiniaceae. The record is from the annotation of a GenBank genome assembly.